Molecule: messenger RNA, 645 nt
Organism: Daphnia carinata
Lineage: Eukaryota; Metazoa; Arthropoda; Branchiopoda; Diplostraca; Daphniidae
Product: peptidyl-tRNA hydrolase 2, mitochondrial-like
Exons: 3
Coding region: 32-556 (174 amino acids)
Cellular component (GO): cytosol; mitochondrion
Molecular function (GO): peptidyl-tRNA hydrolase activity
Source: RefSeq, a predicted model, not a curated record
AUCUAUCUUGUUCAGGAGUCUUCAAAUCAGGAUGAUUCAACUGUUAGAAGAUUUUGUAAAUCCCUCAUUUUUGGCUGGGCUGUCAUGUGGUAUAAUUUCAUCUGCACUGAUUUACAGAUUGCUAGCCAAUGAUGAUACAACCAUUUUGCCAAAAAAUGAACAUGGUGAGUUGAGUUAUGGAGAUUCUAUUAACAGAAAUGAACAAACAUACAAACUACUCCUGGUUGUUCGAACUGACCUGAAAAUGGGGAAAGGGAAAAUUGCUGCCCAGUGUUCCCAUGCUGCAGUGGCUGCUUAUAAGCAAAUUCUGCAUAAAGAUCCAGAGAUGUUAAAAGGGUGGGAAAACGUUGGCCAACCCAAAGUUGUGGUAAAGGUUUAUUCAGAAGAAGAGCUACUGUCCCUAGAAACAAUCUCAAGAAGUAAAGGUCUGUUAACAUCUGUUGUAAGAGAUGCAGGAAGAACCCAAAUAGCUCCAGGGUCAAAGACUGUUUUAGCCAUUGGACCAGCAACCACAGAGGCUAUUGAUGAAGUUACUUGUCAUCUUAAACUUCUCUAAACAAUGUUUAACAGACUUGAGCUGAACAUGCUUCAUUGAUUUUUAAAUAAAGAAUAUUUCAUAAGACAGUACCCAUUAAGGUAUAAAAA